UAAAGCCUCCCAGAGAGCGUGAAACAAAGCAGUCGGAUCGGAAUUGGACUUGGAAGGCGCAGCGUGGAGUCGGGCAUAAAACUUGUUGGAGGGGAGUAACGAGUCUCGUUCUCCCCCUCAUCCACGCUGUGCUACAGGGGGCUCUCCCAACAGCCUUACGAUUUAUUUUUGUAUCUGCGUUUUUUAAAAAAUAUAUAUAGAGAAAGAUAAAUAUAUAAAAUAUAUUUUCUUCUUACGAGAAAAUUCCUUUUCCAAGAGAAAAUAAGGCAACAUCAAUGAAGGAGAGAAGAGCCAGCCAGAAACUAUCCAGUAAAUCUAUCAUGGAUCCUAAUCAGAACGUGAAAUGCAAGAUAGUGGUGGUGGGAGACAGCCAGUGUGGGAAAACAGCGCUGCUCCACGUCUUCGCCAAGGAUUGCUUCCCCGAGAAUUACGUCCCUACAGUGUUUGAGAAUUACACGGCCAGUUUUGAAAUCGACACACAAAGAAUAGAGUUGAGCCUAUGGGACACUUCGGGGUCUCCGUACUAUGACAAUGUCCGCCCGCUCUCUUACCCAGACUCUGAUGCCGUGUUGAUUUGCUUUGAUAUCAGUAGACCAGAGACUCUGGACAGUGUUCUAAAAAAGUGGAAAGGUGAAAUCCAGGAGUUUUGCCCCAAUACCAAAAUGCUCUUGGUCGGCUGCAAGUCUGAUCUUCGGACAGAUGUUAGUACAUUAGUAGAGCUCUCAAAUCACAGGCAGACUCCAGUGUCCUAUGACCAGGGGGCAAAUAUGGCCAAACAGAUUGGAGCAGCUACUUACAUUGAAUGCUCAGCUUUACAGUCAGAAAAUAGCGUCAGAGACAUUUUUCACGUUGCUACCUUGGCAUGUGUAAAUAAGACAAAUAAAAACGUUAAGCGGAACAAAUCCCAGAGGGCCACAAAGCGGAUUUCACACAUGCCUAGCAGACCAGAACUCUCAGCAGUUGCUACGGACUUACGAAAGGACAAAGCAAAGAGCUGCAGUGUGAUGUGAAACUUUUCCUGAUCUUGAAUGAGGACAAGAGAAUCUAGUGUAAAAAAAAGAAAGAGAGAAAAGGAGCAAAACAAGUGAAAUCUGAGUGAAGUGCACAGCCAAAGUCACAUAUAUCGCAGGCCCCUGAAGGGAUAACUGUGUUUUUGGAAUCCCGUCCUUGGCACGUAGAUCGAGUGGUGAGAAGUGAAUAUAUUGAAGAGUUUUGACGUGUGACUUGAAAGAUAUGCCAAAAAAAAGAGAUACAGAUGGGCUAAAGAUAGAUGAGGAGGAAUGCGAGUACUUCCAAGAAGAAAAAAAUCACACUCUGAAUGGUGCUUGCUUAUUUUUUGUUAUUGUUGUUUCCUUACAAUUUGUUCGUGAAUCUCUACUUUGAUUUUAACUUUUCAAUGUUUUAGUUGCCUUUACAAAAAGUAUAUAUUAAUAUACCAUCCUCAUUGGGGAACUGGCACUGUGACCUUAGUGUUUAGGUUUUUUUUUUUUUCCUAAGAGGAUGUGAUCUAAUUUCCUCCUAGCUCAUCAUUAAAAUGGAAAUUGUAUCAGGACCUAUGGGAUUCCAGAGGAAAACUUCAUGAGGCUUUGAAAUCUUGCCUUCCUGAAGAUUGCUACUGAGCAAGAUAGUUUUAAAAGAAAGGCUUUUGAGUCCUUGCAAGAUGUGUAGACCAGCACUACAAAGAUCGCCUAGAUCAAAUAGGAAAAAAAAAUGGUGUUGUUUUUUAUUCUGUCUGAUGGUUCUGUUCCUCAAUGUGAUCGUCAUUAACAAGUGGUAUAUUGCUCAAUGUAAUAUUUUUGUGCACUGUUUAGAGAAGAGGGUUGUGAUUUUAGGUUUUUUUUUGCCAUCGUUGAUAAAAAUGCAAAGUCAAAUAAAAAGUGUCUUGCUUUGGUGUCAUAGAAUGAUUCCAGGAGGAAAAAUAUAGGUACUAUUUUCACCAAGAGAGGUAAUAAAAGAAGAAAUAGUAGCAGAAAGCUCAGUUUGUAAGUAAAGCUGUCUGGAAGGUAGUUACCAAAUAUACAAAGCAAAAGGACUGUUCUUUUGGGAUGAGGCUCCAAAAUUGGCAGCAUCUAAUGAUCUGUUGGCUCGGUUCACUUUCUUUAAUUAAACAUCCAUGUGCAAAGGAUACACUUAUCCAAGCUUUGGAGAAUCCCUAGUGGAAAAUUACAUGUCAAUCCUGACAUCACACUGGGGUACUUCGAGAGUGACUGCUAAACCUCACUUACCCAGAUUCCCAAGCCAUGUUCAAAACUUAAUGCUUAUUGUGACAGUAGAAUCAUCAGCAUUUAAAAUGGUUUACAGUUAUAUAUUAUUUUUUGGACCAGCUCAUUUUAGAGAUGCUUUCAAAAAAGAAACCAGGAAUGAUCUGUUUAUUGUUGGGGCUUGUUGAAAACGAGCUUUCUUUCCCAUGAUAAUGCUUCAUUUUUGAAGUGUUGAAGCUGUGCUCCCAUGAAAUUAUGGCAGGAGAAGGGGUAAAGGUAGUUACAACACUCAAUUCUGUGUCUAACAAGCACUUUGUUUUGUCUCUGCAAGAAGAAUACCAUUCCAGGCAUUUCCCACAAAAUACAGAACUUUUUACCAACAUAAUAUGCUUUGAUUGACACAGCAUUAUGCUUGGGGCAGUAUUACAAAAUAGCUGGCAAGUGCUUUCUGUAUUUAAAUAUUGUAAAAAGAAAAUAAGUUAUAACUGUUAUAAAGCAGAACUUUUGUUGCAUUUUUUUUAAUGUUGAAGUCACUUUGUAUGUUUGUUUGGUCAAUGUUUCUGCAGUAUUUAUUAAAACAUACUUUUUUUUUCCUUCAAAUAAAAAAGUAACCAUGUCUGUCUAAA
Messenger RNA from Dipodomys ordii (Ord's kangaroo rat), 2827 nucleotides. RefSeq names its product Rho family GTPase 3 (gene Rnd3). Gene Ontology annotation, molecular function: GTP binding; GTPase activity. The transcript has 5 exons. Gene Ontology annotation, biological process: small GTPase-mediated signal transduction. Lineage: Eukaryota; Metazoa; Chordata; Mammalia; Rodentia; Heteromyidae. The record is from RefSeq and is a predicted model, not a curated record. The coding region runs from base 276 to 1010 and encodes 244 amino acids.